Gymnodraco acuticeps is the source of this 3801-nucleotide messenger RNA. RefSeq names its product trypsin-1-like. The record is from RefSeq and is a predicted model, not a curated record. The transcript has 6 exons. Lineage: Eukaryota; Metazoa; Chordata; Actinopteri; Perciformes; Bathydraconidae. Bases 233 to 910 code for a protein of 225 amino acids. Gene Ontology annotation, biological process: proteolysis. Gene Ontology annotation, molecular function: serine-type endopeptidase activity.
CCCACCUACAUUUCUCCAGGCCCACCCACACAAUAAUUCCUGGCUACGCCACUGGUCCUAACACAUAGUAUUUACAUGAUGUAUGUUCUUUGCAAUGUUGCAAAAUAACAUCUCCCGCAGGAUGUGCUUGGAAGUGAAGAUAAAUAGAUGGAAUUGGCAAUCAUAUUGUGUAGUUCGAACUCUGCAGUAAAAAGGUUCCACUUGACAGCGGGCUGAUCAUCCUGUCGCCACGAUGCGUGGGCUCUACAAGAUUCUGCUUCUUUUUCUUCUGGCAUGCCAAGAUCAAAACGUACUUGGAAGUAAAAUCAUAAAUGGGACAACUGCCGGCGAUGAUUUGAUGAAGUAUAUGGUAUCGGUGCAGGAAGACGAUGAACACAUAUGUGGAGGAUUCCUUGUCAGCAAACAUUUUGUUGUCACCCAUGGGGGGUGUAAAUUUGACAAAAAAGGAAAAGUAAUGGUUGUUCUCGGCACCUACGAUCUCAGCAAACCUGGCAAUAAAAGAAAAGAACACAUUAUAUCCACAUGCAAACCCCCACCUGGAAUUGGGACUGACAUCAUGCUCAUUGAAAUAAAUUCCAAAAAACCAGAAGAUCUACCAGAAAAAAAUCAACUUCAAGACCCUGACAAGGAUUUAAAAGAAAAGUGCCAAGUAGCUGGAUGGGCUCCAGUGGAUAACAAUGACAUAGAUCAUGUUGAUCAGCUCCAUGUGGUGGAUGUGACUGUCAUCAGCCCGAAGGCUUGCAAAGUGCAGAUUCCUGGACUUCGUGCCAAUGCUAUCUGUACAGGUGGAGAACCGACAACAGACAAGGGAGGAUUUUGUAAGAGAGAUGCUGGUGGAACCCUCGUGUGCAAGGGUAAAGCUGUUGGAAUUGCGACUGUCAACGACAACUGUUCCUUCCCAGACCUUUAGUGGAAGGUGUGAAUUUGAGCAGAGACCAUGGCAACCAGCUCCCUACUACUGCUGCUCUUCCUUUAAUGGUAAGAUGAGACAUAUAAAUCAGCAUUGGCUGCCAACUGAGAGCAAUUUGGAUAAACACAGGCGAUUAAUGAAUUGUGAUGUUGUAUUUCAGGGGCUGAUGGUUCUUAUAUUGUUGGAGGAAGAGAUGCUGCCCGUCAAUCUUGACCGCACAUGGCCUCGCUGCAAGUCCGAGGACGCCACAACUGUGGGGGGGCCCUGGUGAGAGGGGACUUUGUGCUCACAGCAGCACAUUGUGAGAUACUAAGAUUUUAAAAAACAGUCAGAGAUGUUUCUGUUACUUUGUGUUUUUUCAUAUCAGGUCAAUUUAGUAGAAAUAUAAACUUACUGGGACCUUUCAUUUGUCAGACCGAAGUCAUUUAUUACAGCAAACAUUUUUACAUACAUAUUUGUCAAAGUAAGGCUUAGUUACAAGCAGGAAAUGUUUUUGGGGGAUGCACUCUUUGACAAUGUUUUACUGUAGUGAAAAUAUGUAGUGUGUUAUGUAACUUUUUCUGCAUGUAAACAGUCUGCAAAGUCACAAACCCUCAAAGUACACCCUGUAGCGAGUAAAACUUUUCUAAAACACAGAAAAGAUGUGUCUAUGCUGCCCCAGAACGCCUCGUUGGAGAUUUUUCUUUUUCCAUUUUUUCUUCCGGGGCCUAUUGACGUCACUAAGUCCAAAUGGACCAAUUGGCACACAGCUAUAGAACAAUAGGGACACCCCCUGUAGAGUGCAGGCUCUACAGAGGCUACUGGAGCGGACAGUGUGAGGUGGAUUUCCCGCUGUGUUUCCCUGGAUGCUGGAUAUAGACCAAGUGCCAUGCCAGUGGACACCGCGGUGCUCAGGCUGAGCUCUGCGGUGUCCACUGGCAUGGCACGCAGACCCCACGCAGCAGCAAGGAAACAACACCAGUAAUCCACCUCACACUGUCCGCUCCUCGAGCCUCAAAGGACGGAGCAACAAGCCCCGCAAAGUCCCGCCAACACGGCACCCAGACCCCACGCAGCAUUCUCAUCUGUUUGUCAUUACUGGUGUAAUUUCCUGGUUGCUAACGCCAUUGUAACACAUAAACACUGAUGUUCCGCUGUAACGGUGGUUGACUAAUCAGAACAGAGUGGGCGAACUGACCAAUCAGAGCACAGUGGGCUCAUACAUUUAGCAGGUUGUGUUGUUAUGUAUGUAUGUGUUUAUUUUUCUGGAAAAAAACAAUAAAAAUUAAAUAACAAAAAAAUUAAAUAAAAACCCAAGCAGCUGCAAUAUAAAGAACACUAUGUCGAAUGACCAGUGUUAACCCUUCCAAUAAUACGUGACCUGUUUUUACACCUUUCUUAUUGUGUGACUGAAUCAAGCACUAUCCCCUUCCUGCUUCAACUACUGAGACCAUAUUUAACACCCACAGUUCAUCUUCCAACUCCUUUGCACGCACAACAUGAAAAAUAUAUAGUAGGACCUAAUUGUUUGAAUAGGUGGAUAGAUAUGUACUGUGAGUCUUUUUUUAAUGUAACCCAUGUACCUUAAAAACGUAUAAACCCCCAAAGUUCCUUCCUCAUGUUACUUAAUUUGGCAUUUAUUGAUUUUUGAUGUGUUUUAUUAUAAAUUGAGUUUUAGCAUCUACAGGGCAACAUUAGUUGGACUCUUGCUUUGGUCUCUCCUACUCCUGAAGGGUAAUGGCUAUACUAAACAUUCCACCAUCUGUACCAGCUAGUUGUUAACUGUGUCUUUCUGGUGUUUGGUGAUGAGCAGGUAUUGUAGGCUUUGAGAAAGUGAACCAAAACGGUAGCAAAAGAACAAAACAAAGUGAUGCCAUAAAGCUCUGUAGAGCCGAGCGAAACUGCGUUGUGUGAUAAUAAUCAAUUUUUAACAAACAAUCAUAAUGUUCUUACACUCAAACAUAUUAAUUUAAACCAUUGCUCAAAACAUUAACAUAGUACAGCUUUAAGUUGAGCAUUUUCUGAUUAGUUUUUUGUAAGAGAGCUUAAUAUGAAUGGUGGACCAAGGUAAAAGUGUGCCACUCAUUUGAGACACAGUGUGAAUACAGCUCAGUCAGUUCAACCCAGUUGGUGGAUGUUGCUGCUACUCUAACAAACCAACAGGUGGAGCUAGAGUCUCGUCGGUAUCCUGCAGUGACGCUGGUUGUGUGUCAUCACACAGAGACACUACAGGAAAAUGGGCAGUCAUUAAGUGUCUGUGAGUGUCUCCACUUCUAUACUUAGGCUUCCAGAGACAAUUUAAACAUGCAGGCAGAUGCUAAAUGGAGCUGCUGAAGCCUCUGAGGUCUGACGUCUGAAGCAGUCCCUCAUGGUGGACUGUGCAGAUGGUCUGGUCAGAUGGUCCGGCACAUCAAAUGGGGAUAAAUCAUGAUCAAAUGAAACAUCAGUUUACAGUUAAGGUUUGUUAGUAAUACAUAUUUUACUUAAUGAAGUAAAAAAACUAAGCCAAAUACUCUGUUUUCACUGCAUAGCCCACUGUGACACUCUUACAAUGAGCUACAACUAAAUAUAGUGGCCAAACAAUCUCUAAUUAUCUACUUCUUUUUGUUUUAAUCACUUUUAGCCUUAUCACAGUAUUUAGCAGCGGAGGGAAUUAGAAUUGUUAUAAAAUUGUGAACAUUUUUCUUUGAAAUGUGGACUCACAAUUGAACUUAACCAAUACAAAAAUAGACAAAUAUAAAACAUAUUACUAUGACUAACACGGUUGACUUUUCGUCAAUGUUGGCAUGAAAGUUAUUAGUUAGAAUUAAACGAUUUUUAAUAAUCUAGUCUACUGCUUCUAUGAAUUUGGUUCUUGCACUCUGUGAAUAACUGAGUCACAAUCCUGUUGUUUUCACUGACAAAGAUCACCU